This is a messenger RNA of Lichtheimia ornata, 273 nucleotides long. RefSeq lists its product as uncharacterized. Gene Ontology annotation, biological process: tRNA splicing, via endonucleolytic cleavage and ligation. The transcript has 3 exons. Gene Ontology annotation, molecular function: polynucleotide 5'-hydroxyl-kinase activity. NCBI's taxonomy places the organism in Eukaryota, Fungi, Mucoromycota, Mucoromycetes, Mucorales, Lichtheimiaceae. Bases 1 to 273 code for a protein of 90 amino acids. The record is from RefSeq and is a predicted model, not a curated record. Gene Ontology annotation, cellular component: nucleus.
AUGCAAACCGAGGCAAGUCCCUCAUUGGGUAUAACAUCCUUGGAUAUAACGCGAACAGUCGACCUUGAACCUGAUCAUGAGUUUCGCUUCGAAGUCGAAUUCAACAAAAAAGUACAGAUCAAGCUUCUUAAAGGCACAGCAGAGAUAUUUGGCACAGAGAUAGCUGUUGGCGUGUCGUACACUUUUACGGGUCGCAAGGUUGCUGUAUACACCUGGCAUGGAUGUGCACUAGAGAUAUCCUUUUUCUUUCAAUCUUUCUUUCUAAUCACAUGA